Pyricularia grisea is the source of this 294-nucleotide messenger RNA. RefSeq lists its product as uncharacterized. Lineage: Eukaryota; Fungi; Ascomycota; Sordariomycetes; Magnaporthales; Pyriculariaceae. The record is from RefSeq and is a predicted model, not a curated record. The annotation marks the transcript as partial. The transcript has 2 exons.
GAUUAUGUCACCAUUGUGGGCGCCUCGGAGGUCAGACCAGACCUGAGGCCAGACCAGACCUCAGGCCAGGCACCACAGAAGGUGGACCAUGAUCCUUCACGGCAUUUGUUUGAUCUGCCUUUAGCCAAAAUGCCCUACGAUACGGCCCCUCCCUCCGCCAUCUCCCCUUCGGCAACCCCAGGGUUCUCUUUCUGCUGUCUUGAUCAAUGCUGUCAUGAAAAGCACAGCCAGCUAGCAUAAACAGAAAAGACCAAACGGGAAAGGCACGCAUCCUGAUUUCCAAGAAAAGCAGGG